AGUCAUAGAUAAUCACCCGAAGUUCUAAGCGAAAGAACAUACGCUAUAGUCAUGGCUUCAAAGAAUGAUUUAGCGAGAACUCUUUGUUCAACCAUAGUACUUAUGAUUGUACAAUGGACAACAAUGGUUUCGUGCCAGACCGUGUCGCCGGAAUGCCCAUCGAUGUGCGGGAACGUAAGCAUCCGGUACCCAUUUGGGGUUGGUGAUGGCUGCUUCUUGAGCUCUGAGUUCAGCAUCACCUGCAACACCACCCACUUCGAUCCUCCAAGGCCGUUCCUCUCCACCUCAACCGUAACGGAAGUCAAGAACAUAUCCCUCGAUGGUGAACUGUGGGUUGAUAUGCCAUUUGGCUCUUAUUGUCCCGAGAAUGCCACUUCCAACUCCACCGAGCUUAAUGUGACUCUAUCCGCCUUUUCAUUCUCCUCGACCCGCAACAAGUUCACAGCGAUUGGUUGCUCCACUCUUGCCCUCAUUACCAACCAAAAUGAAAACAUCAAUAAUAACGGUACUAUUUCAUCGAGCGGGUGUUUCUCUACUUGCAACAGCAUCGAUAGUGUGAUAGAAGGAUCAUGUGAUGGCAUUGGCUGCUGCCAAACCGUGAUACCAAAGAAGCUCAGCAGUUAUAUUAUAGCCGUCACUGACGUCAACAGCACAGCUGUAGAGAGUUUCAGCAAGUGCAGUUAUGCGUUUAUAGUAGAAGAGAAGUCCUUAAAUUUCUCCAAAGCUGAUCUCGCGAACAUGCAGAACCGAACAGCAGUUCCGGCUGUUGUCGAUUGGGCUAUUUGGAACGAAACAUGUGAUGCAGCUAAAAGGAACCCAAGUUCUUAUGCUUGCAAGGCUGCGAACAGCACGUGCUACGAUCCUGAGAACAUCAGUGGGUAUCGGUGUAAUUGCUCCGAUGGGUUUCAAGGAAAUCCGUACCUUCCCGAUGGUUGUGAAGAUAUCGAUGAAUGCAAGGUCCCAGAAAAUAAUCCAUGUUCAAAGGAUUGCCGCAAUAUCCUGGGAAGCUACCGAUGUUCAUGCCCGGUUGGUUUUCAUGGGGAUGGCAGAAGAGAUGGGGAAGGAUGCAGCAUGAAACAAUCCUUCUUAAUUUCGAUAAUAGUGGGCGUUGGUGUAGGCUUCGUCGUUAUGCUCUUCACAAGCGGAUUUCUUUACUUUGGCGGCAAGAAAAGGAAGUUGAUGAGGUUGAAAGAGAAGUACUUCGAGCUAAAUGGUGGAUUAUUACUGCAGCAACAGCUCCAUCAGCGAGAUGGAAGCACGAAUACCAUGAGAAUUUUCACUGCUGAAGAGCUAGAGAAAGCCACUGACAGCUAUGCCGAGAAUCGAAUUGUGGGUCAGGGAGGAUACGGAACCGUCUACAAGGGGACGUUACCGGACAACACGGUUAUAGCCAUUAAGAAGUCCAAAGUGAUGGACCAGAACCAGAUAGAGCAAUUCAUCAAUGAGGUGAUUGUUCUGUCGCAGAUUAAUCACAGGAACGUUGUGAAGCUGCUGGGCUGCUGCCUGGAGACAGAAGUACCGCUAUUAGUAUACAAGUUCAUCAGUAACGGAACUCUGUUCCAUCACAUCCACGACAAAGGUAAUGAUACCAAAAUGCCAUGGGAAACCCGUUUGCGGAUCGCUGCAGAGACUGCAGGAGUGCUCUCAUAUCUCCACUCUGCUGCUUCUGUCCCAAUAAUUCAUCGAGACAUCAAGUCUACAAACAUACUCCUCGAUGAGGACUGUGUCGCUAAAGUGUCAGAUUUUGGGGCUUCAAGAUUGGUUCCACUAGACCAGGCGGAGAUGUCCACAAUGGUCCAAGGAACCUUAGGAUACUUGGACCCUGAAUACUUGCACACGAGCACAUUGACAGAGAAGAGCGAUGUCUACAGCUUUGGGGUGGUGCUUGUCGAGCUCAUGACAGGGCGGAAGGCUCUCUCCUUCGACAAGCCUGAAGAAGAGAGGUGUUUAGCGAUGUAUUUCGUAUCUUCUCUGAAGGAGGAUCGCUUGCUUCAGAUCAUUGAGGAAUCCAUAGCGAGGAAUGAUGGCGAUGAAGAGCAAGUGAAGGAAGUGGCAGUGCUGGCAAAGAGGUGUCUGAGGAUAAAAGGUGAGGAUAGGCCGACCAUGAAGGAAGUGGCGAUGGAACUCGAGGGGAUUAGAGUGAUGGCUAAUCAUCCUUGGGUCGCGAUCGAGUUAGAUACUCAAGAGACACAGAAUUUGCUUGGAGAAGCAACUGAUUCUGUAGCGUAUAGUAAUAUAACCGCAACUUAUGACAGUAUGACCACCCAUGUAAUGCCUCCCCUGGCUGGUGGGAGAUAGUAAGCCAUUUGUCCAUUUUCAGUUUUUUGGGUCUACAUCUUUAAGGUUAUAUGUUCAUUGAGUCACUCAUCGGAUCUGUAUUUCAGGAUCAAGUAAUAAUAACAUGUAUAAAGGGUAUUUUGGACUUUUA
Messenger RNA from Punica granatum (pomegranate), 2428 nucleotides. NCBI's taxonomy places the organism in Eukaryota, Viridiplantae, Streptophyta, Magnoliopsida, Myrtales, Lythraceae. The record is from RefSeq and is a predicted model, not a curated record.